AGAUAAGUGGAGCAGAGAGACGAUUUGGUGAAAGAAUGGGGAGCGAGCCGACUAAAGUGAUGGUGGCGGUGAACGCUUCGACGAUCAAAGACUAUCCUCACCCUUCGAUUAGCUGCAAAAGAGCAUUCGAAUGGACUCUGGAGAAGAUCGUCAGGUCCAACACUUCUGAUUUCAAGAUUCUCUUGCUUCACGUUCAAGUCGUCGACGAAGACGGUUUUGAUGACGUAGACAGCAUUUAUGCUUCCCCUGAUGAUUUCCGAGACAUGAGAGAAUCUAACAAGGCAAAAGGGCUUCACCUUCUCGAGUUUUUCGUUAAUAAAUGUCAUGAGAUUGGGGUCGGUUGUGAGGCCUGGAUUAAGAUAGGUGAUCCCAAGGAUGUCAUAUGCCAAGAAGUGAAACGAGUCCGACCUGAUUAUCUGGUCGUGGGAAGUCGUGGACUUGGCCGGUUUCAAAAGGUCUUUGUGGGGACUGUGAGCGCGUUCUGUGUGAAACAUGCCGAGUGUCCAGUUAUGACCAUCAAACGCAAUGCCGAUGAAACUCCCAGUGAUGCAGCUGAUGACUAAGCAACAACAACGAUGUCCCUUCCUUGUUU
Molecule: messenger RNA, 592 nt
Organism: Arabidopsis arenosa
Lineage: Eukaryota; Viridiplantae; Streptophyta; Magnoliopsida; Brassicales; Brassicaceae
Source: the annotation of a GenBank genome assembly